This is a messenger RNA of Oncorhynchus keta (chum salmon), 2140 nucleotides long. Its product is annotated as fidgetin-like protein 2. The transcript has 3 exons. NCBI's taxonomy places the organism in Eukaryota, Metazoa, Chordata, Actinopteri, Salmoniformes, Salmonidae. The coding region runs from base 285 to 2105 and encodes 606 amino acids. Gene Ontology annotation, molecular function: microtubule severing ATPase activity; ATP binding; ATP hydrolysis activity. The record is from RefSeq and is a predicted model, not a curated record.
GUGAACACAAGGUCUGCUCUCUGCUCUCUGCUCUCUGCUCUCUGCUCUCUGCUCUCUGCUCUCUGCUCUCUGCUCUCUGCCCAACAGGAUUAUCUAACUGCUGCGUUCAGAUAGAAAGAGAAUCUGUAGGCAUGAAUAGGGUAAGAAGAGUGUUCUAGCCUGUUAGUACUGGCAGCCCCUAACAGUGAUGGACAACAGGGGGACAGAUGCUAACCUGGACCUGGCUGGUUACUGCACUCCUCUGACAGAACUACUCUCCUCCUAACUGAGACCAGCUCCACAGAAUGCUGAGCCCCGUUGCCCCCUAUAGCCUGUAUAAGAUGCACUGGAACCCGGAGCAUGCCCAGUCCCUCAGUCAGUCCCUCAGCCAGUCCCUCAGCCAGUGGCCUGAGCAGCACCUGGAUGUGUCCUCCACCACCUCCUCACCGGCCCACAAGUCUGAGCUUUACACCGCUGGCCGAGGUGGCUACGCCUGGGCCAAUGAUGACAUCUCAGCCCUCACCGCCUCCAACCUGCUGAAGAGCUAUGCAGAGAAGUACUGUGAUGUUCUAGACUUGCCAUAUGAUCGUCCACCGGGGCCCGCUGUAGGGACCUACCCAGAGCCAGGGGCUUUCGGGGGCCUUAUUGGCCUCAAGACUGAGCUGGAACCCUGGCCCCUGAGCCACAGUGCAGAGGGGCUCUACCCCGGGUCCCUGGAUGGUCUGUCGGGCCCGAAGGCUGGGGCCACAUCAGCAGGGCCCCCAGGGGCCAGCAAUAUGUCGGGGGUCAACAGUAACCUCUCAGAGUCUUGUUAUAGUGGUAGCAGCUCCUCCUCUGGCUCUCACUCAGGUGACUACAACCGCCCCAGCUACAACGGUACCUACGUCUCGCCUGGCUACUGCCCCCAGCCCCCUUCAGCACUCCCCCCUGCCUCCCUCCAACACCCCCUCCAGCCCACACCCACCCUGUUGCCCAGCUACUCCCUCUCCACCUCGGUCUACAACUACCCCCCCAGCAGCUACCCCCACCAGCCCAGCCUGGGCCCCACCUACAGCCACCCCUCUGCAGGGUACUUACCCCCGGGGCUGGCCACCCCCACUCCCCUCCCGUCUCGGCCCACCGUGGUCGGGGGUAGCUAUGGCUACCAAGAAUCCGGAGGUGGGUUGAAGAGGAAGGCGUUUGAAAUGUCAUUAGACGAGGAGGAGGAUGGUUCUAGAUACAGUAAGUAUACAGGCUACGACCCAGUGAAGCCUGGAGGAGGGGACUCUCUCUCUCCCUACAGAGUGGGAGAUAAAGAAAACAGUGGCUUCACCACGGGCAGUACAGAUCCCCAGGCCUUCAAGCCCAGUAAGCCCUCUUCCCAGCCCCUCGUGUCUCCUCCAUACAGGGUGGCUUUAGCAGGGGACUACAGCCCACCAGCAGGGAUGACUGGGGAGAACGUAGGAGGAGGAGGGUCAGAGAACCAGGGCUUCACCCAGCAGCAGCACCACUCCUCCCUGGUCCACAACAAUAAACUCCCCUCCCUGCAUGGCCAGGGCCUGAAGAGCCCAGACCCCAGGCUUCUGGAUCUAGUCAACGGGGAGUUGCUGGACUGUAGCCCGGCCCUGCUAUGGGGGGAGCUGGCUGGGCUGACCCACGUCAAGGCUGCCCUGGAGGAGGAGCUGCUGUGGCCCUGUCUUAGGCCCAGCCCCACUGUCCGCCCCCCAGCCACCGUUCUGUUAUUCGGCCCCCGAGGAGGUGGGAAGACCACCCUAGCACGCUCCAUGGCCUCCCAGCUUGGGGCCUCCUUCUAUAGGCUCAGUGGGGCCAUGUUAGCCUCUAAAGGCAAGGCUGAGGCUGAGGGGAUCCUGGGGGCCACACUGCAGGUGGCGGGGUUGAGGCAGCCCUCCGUGGUGCUGCUCAGUGAGGUGGAGGCUAUGGAGAAGGAGGAGGGGUUGAGGCAGGUGUUGCUAUCUGCCUUGGAGAAGGCCCAGAUGGAGUUAGGGUCGGCGGGAGGAGCCCCUGGGCUGGUGAUCAUGGUGUGUGCCACCGGUAGGCCAGAUCUGCUCCAGGAUGCUGUGCAUCGGAGCUUCGCCAAGCGCUACCACGUGGGCGUGCCAGAUGCUUUUUACAGAAAGCCGAGUUGAGCGCAACGUGCAUCUCCAGUUAGUUAGGAUUCCAU